UCUUUUGCUCGUCCUCGUGUUGACUGUGCUGCUGAAAUUUAUUUGGUUUUGCAUAAGGAUUUAAAUAAACAAAUUAAAGCAGGAUGAGUUUGUAUAAUUUUAAGAAAAUAAUGGUGGUUCCGCCAGCAAAGGACUUUAUCGACAUUAUGCUGUCGAAAACGCAACGUAAAACUCCAACUGUGGUUCACAAAGGCUAUAAGAUUUCUCGGAUACGAGCGUUCUACACGCGCAAGGUGAAAUACACGCAACAAAAUUUCCAUGAUCGCUUGUCACAAAUUAUUCAAGAUUUCCCUAAACUAGAUGAUGUCCAUCCUUUCUACGCGGACUUGAUGAAUGUGUUAUAUGACAAAGAUCAUUACAAAUUAGCUUUAGGUCAAUUAAAUACAGCCCGUCAUUUAAUCGACAAUGUAGCUAAAGAUUAUGUGCGCUUGUUGAAAUAUGGUGAUUCUCUGUAUCGUUGCAAACAAUUGAAAAAAGCUGCGUUAGGUCGCAUGGCUACUAUUACGAAACGUCAAGCUUCCAAUCUAACAUAUCUGGAACAAGUACGCCAACAUUUGUCACGUUUGCCUACGAUUGAUCCUUACACGAGAACGAUCAUUAUCUGUGGCUUUCCAAAUGUAGGCAAAUCUUCAUUUAUUAAUAAAAUUACAAGAGCCGAUGUUGAAGUGCAACCUUAUGCUUUUACCACAAAGUCCUUAUACGUUGGUCAUAUGGAUUAUAAAUAUCUAAGGUGGCAAGUUAUUGAUACUCCUGGCAUUUUGGAUCACCUUUUGGAAGAGCGUAAUGUCAUUGAAAUGCAAGCCAUUACGGCUUUGGCCCAUUUGCGUGCAUGCGUUUUAUACUUUAUGGAUAUAUCCGAGCAAUGUGGUCAUUCUUUGGAAGAGCAGAUAAAACUGUUUGAAAAUAUUAAACCUUUAUUUAGCAAUAAACCUUUAAUCAUUGCUGUUAACAAAAUUGAUAUUCUUGGAGUCGAUGAUUUGAUGAAGGAGAAGCGUGAAGCUAUUCAAAAGCUGGAAGAAGAUAAAACUGUGCCGGUUAUGUUCUUAUCUACAGUAAAUGAAACAGGCGUUAUGGAAGUAAAAAUGGAAGCUUGCGAACGUCUACUAUCCUACAGGGUGGAUCAAAAAAUGCGCACCAAAAAGGUAGACAAUAUACUUAAUCGUUUGCACGUCGCUAUGCCAGCUCCAAGGGAUGAUAAAGUUCGUGCUCCUUGUAUACCCAAGCAGGCCUUAGUGCGUUUGGAGAAAAAUGCUGCGAGAGCUGAACGCAAACGUAAAUUGGAGAAAGAAAUCGAAGAGGAAAUGGGAGAUGAUUAUGUUUUGGAUUUGAAAAAGAAUUAUCACGAUAUACCGGAAGACGAGCGUUACGAUAUUAUUCCAGAAUUCUGGGAAGGUCAUAAUAUUGCCGAUUAUAUUGACGAAGAUAUAUUCAAGAAACUCGAGGAGCUUGAACGGGAGGAAGGUCUGCGCGAAGAGGGUGGGGUUUAUCAGCCACCUGAUUUAUCUAUGGAUGCAACAUUGAAAGAGAUUCGAGAAAUGGCUAAGAAGAUACGCGCUAGGCGUUUCGAUUUGCGUGAUGAUAAGCGAUUGGCUUCUAAGAAGAAUAAACCAGCUAUGCCGCGCCAUAAACAAGCUAAAGUGCGAGAUCGUUCAGUGACAAAAUUGCGCGAAACUAUGGAAAAUCUGGGUGUAGACAUGUCUGGCACCGAAAACGCUAACUUCACUAAAUCGGUAGUUGAUUUGAGAAGAGGCUUAGUACCAGUAGGCGCCGGAAAGAAAGUAAGCAUUUUAAAGAAACCUCUGCUAGACAAAGAAUCUUCAGCCAUAGUGAAAAAGACCGGUCAGCCAUUGAAACGCAAGCCGUCGCGCGACAACAUGGGUGUUAAAAAUGUGGCCAUGAAAAAGAAAUUACAGGUUAUGGCCCGCAGAGACAUUGCUAAGAAGGUUUCCCGUCUAUGUUUGAAAGGCGAAGCCGAUCGCUUCAUUGGUACUAAAAUGCCAAAACAUUUGUAUGCUGGCAAGCGUGGUGUUGGCAAAGCAGAUCGACGUUAAUACGGCAAAAGCUUUAAGAUCGACUUUAUUGUUCGUUCUUUUUUAAAAAAAAUUUUUUUUUUAUUUAAUAAACGAAAUGAAAUUUAUAUUAAAUUUUA
Molecule: messenger RNA, 2149 nt
Organism: Glossina fuscipes
Lineage: Eukaryota; Metazoa; Arthropoda; Insecta; Diptera; Glossinidae
Gene: Non1
Product: nucleolar GTP-binding protein 1
Exons: 4
Coding region: 84-2051 (655 amino acids)
Biological process (GO): ribosomal large subunit biogenesis
Cellular component (GO): nucleolus
Molecular function (GO): GTP binding; RNA binding; GTPase activity
Source: RefSeq, a predicted model, not a curated record